This is a messenger RNA of Planococcus citri (citrus mealybug), 1931 nucleotides long. Its product is annotated as speckle-type POZ protein-like. Bases 286 to 1368 code for a protein of 360 amino acids. Gene Ontology annotation, biological process: regulation of proteolysis; proteasome-mediated ubiquitin-dependent protein catabolic process. The transcript is spliced from 2 exons. Lineage: Eukaryota; Metazoa; Arthropoda; Insecta; Hemiptera; Pseudococcidae. The record is from RefSeq and is a predicted model, not a curated record. Gene Ontology annotation, cellular component: nucleus; cytoplasm. Gene Ontology annotation, molecular function: ubiquitin protein ligase binding.
UAUAACUCGAAGCUAAGCUGAAGAACAGAUCAAUCGUAAAAUAAAGCGAAUCGGUUCGUUCAACUUGUGAGACGUUUUCAGAUAUCGAUAGGUAGUCGUUUUGUGUCGAGUUAUAGCCUACUGGAUGUUUAUGUGAUUUUAAAUGAAUAUAUCAAAAAUACAUAGUUUUGGAUAAAGCAGAAAGAACGGACGAAUGACAUAGGUAAUCGUAUUCUUCGGAACAAUAUUCUUCAAAUUUCAUAUUACCAUUUCUCUCAAAAAAAUUGCAAAUUUACUGCCCUCAAUAUGCCAUUGUCGUGCCAUUCUAGCGUUUGUACACCUUUGUGUAAAUUAGCCAAAAAAAGUGGCAGUACCGAAGUUCAGAUUAAUAAAGUAAGUUACGUUUGGACGAUUCAUAAUUUUAAUUUUCACGAGGCAGAAGGAAGUACAUUAUAUGCUUCUGCAUUCUCAGUCUCCGCAAAUGAUAAAUUCAAGUGGAAUCUACAGCUAAAACCUAAUGGAGAGACUGAUGACAAAGAUACAAUUUCUGUGUACAUGACGAACGACAGUCUUGUAAAGGACAAGAUAUACGCAAAAUUGAACGCUUUUGUUUUGGAUUCCCAUCGAAAUAAAGUAUUCACUAUUAAAACCGGUAAAGUGACCGAAUUUAAUUUGGCAAUUAAUCAUAGUCCGGGUGCUAAAGAAUUUCUCAAGAAAGAUGACAAUUUUAGAAACAACUUUUUGAUUAAUAAUACAUUAAGGAUUAUGUUCGAGAUCGAGUUUUCUGCAGUUCGUGGUGAUGCCACCAAGAACACCUUACAUGAAUGCAGAAAACAGCAACUGUUUCCAAGCCCUCCUGCUUGUAAUCUUUCGAAAAAUUUGGGCCAAUUGCUUGAAAAAGGAGAAUUUAGUGAUGUCAGUCUCGUAGCGAGUGACGAUAAAGAGUUCCCAGCGCAUAAGAAUAUCCUGGCGGCGCACAGUCCUGUAUUUGCUGCGAUGUUUAGACAUGAUAUGAAAGAAACUAGGCUAAAUCGUAUACAUAUCGAUGAUAUCAACGCUGAAACGAUUAGCGAACUCUUGUCAUACAUUUAUACUGGAAAAUGUAAAAAUCUGGAAAAGGUAGCGGAUAGUUUGUUGGAAGCUGCUGAUAAAUAUGGUUUGGACCAAUUGAAAAUGAUUUGUGCCGAAGAAUUGCGGAGGACGUUAUCGGUGGAAAAUGCUGCGAGUAUUUUAGCAUUAGCAGAUUUACAUGGCGUUAAAGAACUGAAAAAUGAAGUAAUGAAGUUCAUCUUAUCGAAACCUCGUGAAGUGUCGAAUACAACGGGUUGGAAAAAUAUUAAAUCAAAGGAGUUGGUCAAUGAGUUGUGCUCAGCUUUGGCUCGACUAUAAUUUGUCAAACUAAUUAUAAUAUUGUUCUUGAUUUCUAAACGUGAUUGAAUUUUGUUCAUCAGCAAGUUAGUUGGCACCUAUACCAGCUAGCUAAUUUCAAUUUUUUAUACAUAGAUAUUUUGUGUGGUUAAUUAAUAUGAUAGGUACAUAAUUAAUCCUAUUUCUGAUAAGUUAAAAUUAAAGCAUUUUUGGCCACUCUGGUUUUCAUUAAUUCAGCAAUUCUAAUUUAAUCUCGUUUUUACGCAUAAAUACCCAGUAUUAAGUAGAUGAACACUUUUUUGUUUUAUUCUAUUUUUGUUACAUAUUUUAGAAAUAAGGUAAAUUUUGUCCAAAUAAAAUUAGAUGUCAGAUUUUCGUACAAACAUUCUUUGGAAUUUGUUUUAAGUAAUGUUCGCAGUAUCUUUGGGAAGUUAUUUUGCAUUUUAUUUUUUGUUACUUUAAGUUGUAUCUGUAUAGGUAAUUGAUAUUCCUUAUUUUUUUAUAUAUUUUUUUUUAGAUUUCAUUUAAUUUACGGAAUUAUUGAAUUUUUUAUAACCGUUUUAAAUAAAAAUUUUUAGAACUUU